Protopterus annectens (West African lungfish) is the source of this 2705-nucleotide messenger RNA. Its product is annotated as TBC1 domain family member 24-like. NCBI's taxonomy places the organism in Eukaryota, Metazoa, Chordata, Ceratodontiformes, Protopteridae. The record is from RefSeq and is a predicted model, not a curated record. Bases 52 to 1941 code for a protein of 629 amino acids. The transcript is spliced from 7 exons.
ACUGGAAGCAGAACUUCUCUCACUGGAAGGGUGAAUCCAAGUCGGAAAGAAAUGAAAAUGAUGCACUUUCAUCUCAAUCUGCCUGGGGCAGCCAGGAGUGCAGCAAUGGAGAUUCUUCAUCAUAUAGACGGAAGACGAUCAAGAUCUGGUUCCACCUUGUCGACCUCUUCACGUACGUCUGAUACUGCGGAAGGUGAUGUAGGUCAUACAGAUGAUAUCCCAAUCUUGGUCAUCUCAGGAACAGAGAAUUGGGAGAUCGACACCUCAUCCAGGAGUGACCGCAGAGGUUCUGUGAACUGGGAGAAAAUGCCAGAAAUGGACAGGUCAUCCAGCCCCAGCAAGGAAGCUCUCAAUGAGGAAAAGAAAGAACUCAAAGUCAUGGCAAGGGAAGGGCGAUGGUCUAACAGUCUCAGUCAACGAGCUUCUGCUUAUAGCCAUGUAGUUAAAAACAUCAGGUGCCGCUCAGUGACACCUGAUGCUGAAGUGUAUAAAAGUAUAGCAAGUAAGCUGUUUGGAGAGUGCAGCAUAAGCACACACCCACUGCCUGAGUUCAUGGAAGGCUGCCCAAUACCUCACUACUGUCUUAAUGCUGAUGGAAUAACUAGUGUUAAAAAGAUUCUCAUAUGCAUAGGCAACCAGUUCCCUGAUAUUACUUACUGCCCAGUCCUUCCUUCUAUUGUUGCACUGCUAUUGCACUAUUGUGAAAAUGAAGCUGAUUGCUUUGAGCAUGUUUGCAGGAUUAUAGGCUCAAAUGACUCCAAGACUCACUAUAUUGAUCAGACAUUCCUUGUCUAUGAAGCCUCUUGUAUGACAUUUGGUGACCUUGUCAGCAAACAUUGUCAAACAGUCCACAGGCUGCUUGUUAACACUUCCCCUAGCAUUCUGAAAGUCUACUCAAAAUGGGCCACAUGGAUGUUUGGUGAGCUCCCAUUUGAGUAUGCCAUUCGGGUACUAGAUGUUUUUCUAGUUGAAGGGCAGAAGGUAUUGUAUCGUGUUGGCCUUGCCUUGCUUAAGCACUACAGAUAUUAUGUGGCAUCCAGAGAAGCUGAGAUCGCUGAUGUUCAAAAAGACAUUCAGAACUUCAUGAACAACAUUGGAGAACAUGUGACCAUUGACAGGCUAUUUGAAAAGGCUUUCAGAAUCAGACUAUUUUCUCGGAAAGAAAUUCAGUUGCUUCAGCAAGCUAAUAUAAAUGCCUUGACACAGAAGGGUAUCACAGUAAGACAACGCAGGCAGUCGGUCCAUAUAGCUGUAGACAUCAUGAAUUUUUCUUCCGACACAGUUACUGCCCAGGAGAUGAGGAUGGUGUGGUCCUGGAUUCCAGAGAGAUUUGCCUUAUUUCAGCCAGUCCUGUUAUUCAGUACAAUGGAGAAUGGUUACAGUCUGCAGAGGUUUUAUGCAUGCUGUGAAGAUCACGCACCAACAGUUCUCCUCCUCAAAACAAUCGAAGGGGAAGUUUGUGGUGCAUUUCUUCCCAGUGACUGGAAAGAGAGGAGAAAGAUGGAAGGAGCAGGUUCAAAUUUUUUCGGAACAGGAGAAUGCUUUGUCUUCAGCCUGCGCCCAGAAAUGGAACGAUUUGUGUGGGUGCUUGUUAAGAAUCCCCAUCUUACAAAACCUGAGAGUCUGAUGUCUUCUUCAAGAUCUCCAUCACCCGCAUCUUACCUGUCAGUGCCUGGUAGUGAAGCUUACGGGCAAUCUCCAUCAUUCCUGUCACUAAAGAACUUUCAGCUGUCUUCCAAGUCUGCAUCCAUGUUCAUGUCAGGAAGCAAUGAUGCUAUCAUUAUCGGUGGUGGAGGAGGCCAAGCACUCUACAUCGAUGGAGACCUCAACAAAGGAAGAACAGAACAUUGUGACACCUUUGAUAACCGUCCCCUUUGUAAGGAGAAUUUCCAGAUCCAGCAUUUGGAAGUGUGGGGAAUUCAAGGCUCAACACUUAUAUGAAAACAAAAUAAGAGGCAAGAGAUGCCUCAAUAAAUGAAUGGACUGUACAGUCAUCUAUGUACCUGCUGGAGAUUGCUUUAAGGUUAUAUUCGUAGUAUAAGCCAAACUUUCCUAGUAUGGUGUCAUAGGCCACCUAAAAUUCUGGCAUGGAAAAAUGACAGGGAGGAAUGCAGGCCAAAGGAAACUGCACUCCAAACCAGCAAUCCUACACUAUGAACUCUUGCUAGGAAAAAGCCUAACCACAGGAGCUAUUGCUUGGUAUAACGGAUAAAAGUAAAGAAUACAGUAAACUGAAAUAUUUGUUCAAAGACCAGUUCCUAAAUGGGAGGAAAGGUUCCAUUCAAGUCUUUGUUAAACUAACUGUGACACUGUUUGGAAAAGGGCCCACAGCAGGUGACAGUUUUAUGCACUAUUCUCCAAACCUUCAUUAUAUCCCGCCCAAAUAUCUCAAAAAUAUCAGUUCUACUCUGCUGUGCUGUGUGGUAGUACGGUUCAGAAAUACUCAUUUAUAAAUCAUAAAAUGCUUUCACAACACUUUGUGUAAUUAUGUCCUGUAAACUCCUACUUGUUAUUAACAGAAGGGUCAGAAAAGACUGAAUCCUAUGCAUUACCUUGAUAUAUGAUACUUCCAUUUUACAUGCAUUUAUGUUAUUUCACUACAGUCUUUUAAUUAUGGGUAUAUUUCCAGAAUAAUACAUCCCUGCAUAUAUUGCAACUUUGUAUACACACACAUGUACAUAUGCUUAAACAGAAACACAGUUGCA